AUGCGCUGCUUUCUGACAGCAUCGCUCGUCGUAGCGAGUCUGACGGGCCAUAUAUAUGGUCACAGACUAGCAGAGUCAUCACCUCUCGACGAAGGUCGAGCAGGUCUUCGUCGCAAGUCCCUUGGUUUUGGGCCAGAGCACCCCCAUGCUGUAUUCAAGACUAACCCCCAUGAUAUCAAUGUCAAUGGUCCUGGCAACUACUUCUCCUCAACCCCACCUAUGCAGGUUGCGCGCAUGUUCUUGCGGGACUACCUUACUCCAAGUCAUGGUAGCCAUGUGAUUCGAGAGGAUUCAUACACCGACAAGAACACUGGCGUCACCCAUGUCUAUGUGAAGCAGUUCGUCAACGGUCUUGAGGUCACCGACGGAGACAUGAACAUCAACAUUAAGGACGGGCAAAUUUUGUCCUACGGAGAUUCAUUCUUCAAAGGGGAUAUUCCUGCUCCAUUCAGCAACCCCGCCGUAAGCGCUCUCCGUGAGCCAAGGCAGGAAGCCUGUGAACAAUUGUUCCAGUCGUACCACACUCUUCUGCGCACCAAUGUCGUAGAUUCAGAACAGGUUAUCAUGGGGCAGAGCCCUGUGUCUGCCGACACGGAAGCUAUUUCUGUUCUGCAACAUAUCCAUGAAAGUAAUUGCGGAAUGUUCGGGCUUCCCGAGUUCACCAACACCGACGAUAUUGCAGACUUCCGCCCAGCUUUGCUCAAGUUUAUGGCCACCGCCACUCCCAACUCCAAAGUGGCUGCUGACAUCAUCAAUCGCUUUGACCACCACAAGGACUCGAUGCUUGUUACGCCUAUCAGUCACUUUGCUCCUUCGGCUGGCCAACACGCCAUCGAGUUCACCGCUGAUAAUGUUCCUGACUCUGUCAAUCCUGUGAAGGCCAAGCUGGCGUAUGUUCAAGUGCCCAACGAAGCCCGUGACGGUACUGAGCUUCACCUUGUGUGGAAGUUCGAAGUUGAAAUGCAGGACAACUGGUACGAGACAGCCGUCUCUGCUACUGCUCCUCAUCAAAUCAUCUCCGUGGUCGACUGGGCGUCCGAUGCUCCGACUCCCAAGCCUCAGCCAGGCGUUGUUCCCGGUGUAUACAAUGUUUUGAAAUGGGGUGUCAAUGAUCCUGAAUGUGGCGAGAGGACACCUGAGACGGAGAACUUUGAUUCUCUGGCUUCCCCUGUUGGCUGGCAUUCCAUUCCUUACGCCAACGACCCAAGUUUCCGAGGUGCGAGGUUGCCAACUAAGGAUUUCUAUAGGAAUACCACCACCACUUGGGGAAAUAACGUCUUCGCGCAAGAGAAUUGGCAAGGACAGAAUUCCUACAUCGACAACUACCGCCCAGAGGCAGGCAAAUCAAAGAAGUUCGACUUCGAAUACGAUCCUCAGGAAACCGAGAAACCUGAUGCAAUGGACGAAGCUCAGAAGUACAUCAACCACACUAUUUCCCAGUUGUUCUAUACCACCAACAUGGUUCAUGAUCUCUACUACCGAUAUGGUUUUGACGAGGUCUCCGGGAACUUCCAACAGUACAACUUUGGUCGUGGUGGUGCACAGAAUGAUGCUGUCAUUGCCAAUGCUCAAGAUGGCUCAGGAUUUAACAACGCCAACUUCAUGACUCCUCCCGAUGGGCAAAAUGGCCGCAUGCGCAUGUACCUCUGGAACACGGCUAUUCCUUACAGAGAUGGCGACCUUGAAGCUGGAAUUGUCAUUCAUGAAUUGAGUCAUGGUUUGAGCACACGUCUGACCGGUGGACCGGCCAACUCUGGAUGUCUCGGCUGGGGUGAGAGCGGUGGUAUGGGUGAAGGUUGGGGCGAUUUCCUUGCCACCAUCAUCCGCAGCAAGAAACUCUAUUCCGACUAUGCUAUGGGUUCGUGGGCCGCUAACCGUGCCAACGGUAUCAGGAACUACCCCUACUCCUUGGAUGAAUCAAUAAACCCUUCUACCUAUAAGACUCUCGAUAAGCCUGGAUACUGGGGUGUGCAUGCUAUUGGUGAAGUUUGGGCGGAAAUUCUUUGGGUUGUUUCGCAGAAACUCAUUGAGAAGCAUGGGUUCACCGAGGAACUCUACCCUCCCUCACCUUCUGACGAUGGUACUGUUCCUCUCGGCGACUUCUACCGUGCAGAUAAGAAGGGGGCACUUGUUCCCAAGCACGGCAAUUCUUUAAUUGUCCAGCUUGUUAUCAACGGUAUGAAGCUACAGACUUGCAGGCCCUCAUUCUUCGAGGCCCGUGAUGCUAUCAUCCAAGCCGACCAGAUCCUCACUGGCGGUGAGAACUUCUGUGAACUUUGGGCCGGAUUUGCUUCUCGUGGCUUAGGACCCGAUGCCAUUGUCCGCGACCGCACUCCUUGGGGAGGAGGAUCCAGGACUAACGGAUACUCCGUACCUCCUGCUUGCGAAGAGUAUCUUAGCAAGUCUGCCUAA
Psilocybe cubensis is the source of this 2412-nucleotide messenger RNA. RefSeq lists its product as uncharacterized. Gene Ontology annotation, molecular function: metalloendopeptidase activity; zinc ion binding. The transcript has 8 exons. NCBI's taxonomy places the organism in Eukaryota, Fungi, Basidiomycota, Agaricomycetes, Agaricales, Agrocybaceae. The record is from RefSeq and is a predicted model, not a curated record. The coding region runs from base 1 to 2412 and encodes 803 amino acids.